Ostrinia furnacalis (Asian corn borer) is the source of this 4347-nucleotide messenger RNA. RefSeq names its product kinase suppressor of ras (gene ksr). Lineage: Eukaryota; Metazoa; Arthropoda; Insecta; Lepidoptera; Crambidae. Bases 161 to 2668 code for a protein of 835 amino acids. The transcript has 20 exons. Gene Ontology annotation, biological process: protein phosphorylation. The record is from RefSeq and is a predicted model, not a curated record. Gene Ontology annotation, molecular function: ATP binding; protein serine/threonine kinase activity.
AAAUCCAUAGACAAGAAUAUAGAUUUUCUUCGGAUAUGGCCGCUGUUUCGGCAAUACAACACCUGCAAUGUUUUGUAUAUUCAUUUUUAUAAAAUGAAUGAAGUGUUUUUUACUUAUAUUUAGUGUUUAGUGGACUGUGUACAAUACUGUGAUAACUGUAAUGGAUGCAGAGAGCGAGUACGAAAUAAAGAGAGCCCGUGAUGCAAUUCAAACGAUAGACACCAUCCAGUCUAUGAUCGACGUUUCUGCUGAUAUUCUCGAGGGUUUGAGGACGCAAUGCUCGACGAGCGCGGAGCUUACGCAGCAGGAGAUCCGGACCCUGGAGGGGAAACUAGUGAAGCACUUCUCCCGGCAACUGUUCAUCAAAGCGCGGUUCGGUGAGGAGUUGCAGCGGGAGCUGCGAGACGUGCCAUGUCUCGCGCAGUGGCUGCGGGUCGUGGGACUGAGCCCCGAGGCAAUAGAGGCAAUAUGCACCCGUGUCGGUUCUCUGGAAGAGCUCAGAGAGCGAUCCGAUCACGAGUUACGCGCUCUGUUGGCCGGAGCUCGCGACGAGGAAGUGCGGCGGCUCUGCCGGGCCAUGCACCGGCUCACCACCUAUACAGAGGCCCUAGCGAAAGGCGAAGGCGGCGCCCAACUCCAGCUAUUCUGGGAUUCAUGGGAGAGACACGGGCACGCGCGAAACUCGCCGCGACCGCGCGCGCGUAACCACAAACCCGAAACGCACCCCCCACCUCAUCCACACCAAGCGACGCAUGGGAAGAAAGGUGGCAAAUCCCCUACAACCCCAGUGAGCAAGCGGAAACAGAACUGUAGUCUACCUGCGCCCGCCGCCUUGACCAAGUCCAGGUCGCACGAAUCCCAGUUGUCAGUGCGGCCAGACGCCUCCGAUCUUAGCGACAACAGCCAGUCGUCCGCAGUAGGCACGACGGAGGGCACGCCGCCUGCUUCGCCGCCGCCGGAACCCGACACAACGCCUCUACACCGCCCGGCGAUAUGCAAUAACAACGCAACCUUCGGCGCUCCCCGCUCUCCCAGAACGCCGACCGUCAGCCGCUGCAUGGCGCACGACAUCGCGCACCGCUUCACCAAGACAUUCAACAUGAUCGCCACCUGCGACUACUGCGACAAGCAGAUGCUCUUCGGCUCCGGGCUCAAGUGCAAGGAGUGCAAGUUCAAGUGCCACAGAGACUGCGAAAGUAAAGUUCCUCCUUCGUGCGGCCUUCCGCCAGAGUUUGUGGUCGCGUUCAAAGAAAAAUUUCACAAAGACGCAGCGCCGGUGACAGGCGGGUACUACGGCUGCGCGUCACCAGUGUCAACUCGCGCGGGCGCGGGAUUAUUCUCGUCGUUCACGAGCCGCCCGCGUCGUCGUCACGCGCCGCAGCCGCACCACCACCAUACGGGCAAUCCGGACUCCUCAUCGAACACAUCAUCCUGCAACAGCUCGACUCCAUCGUCGCCGGCACUGUGCGCGCCCGCGCCCGCCACGCCGCACCACCCGCCGCACGGCGCCAAGCAGCAGUUCCACUUCCCAGAAGUGAAGACGCCGGUAUCCAGUCCGAACCACGCGUCCGUACAGUCCCCGGCGCGAAUCUCCAACGAUCACAAAGACGACCUCACUUCAAGCGUCAAGAGCGACGGCUCCCGCGGCGUCUCUCUAAGCGGUUCAGGCUCGACGGACAGCGGCGGGCCGCAGCGCGCCGACUCGCUGGACCGAGGCAACAAGCACGCCGACUCGCGCUGGCCGAGGCAGAAUAGCCUGUCAAUGAAAGAGUGGGACAUCCCAUACGACGAGCUGAAACUGCUAGAAGUGAUCGGGCGCGGUCGCUUCGGCACCGUCUACCGCGGCAGCUGGCACGGCGCCGUCGCCGUCAAGCUGUUACACGUGCACUCGCUUCACUCGGACUGCGUGCCGCUGGAUACCUUCAAGCACGAGGUGGCAACAUUCCGAAAAACCCGGCACGAGAAUCUGGUUCUAUUCAUGGGCGCGUGUAUGAAGCCGCCGCGGCUGGCCAUCGUGACGUCACUGUGUAAAGGCAUGACGUUGUACACACACAUCCAUCUGAGGAAGGACAAAUUCACGGCUAACAAGAGUGUGCUAGUCGCGCAGCAAAUAUCACAGGGCAUGGGCUACCUCCACGCGCGCGGCAUCAUCCACAAGGACCUGAAGACCAAGAACAUCUUCCUGGAAAACGGGAAGGUGGUCAUCACCGACUUCGGACUCUUCAGCGUCACCAAACUUUGCUUCGGGAAUAACGCGCGCGGCGACAGCCUGGGCAUCCCGGCGGGAUGGCUGUGCUACUUAGCUCCGGAACUGGUGCGGGCGCUCCGCCCCCACGCGUCGCUCCACCUGCCCUUCUCUAAAGCCACUGACGUUUAUGCGUUCGGCACCGUAUGGUACGAGCUUCUGUGCGGCGAGUACCCGUUCAAGGGGCAGCCACCGGAAGCCAUCAUCUGGCAGGUGGGCAAGGGCGUCAAGCAGUCCCUCGCUAACAUGCAGGCCUCUAGGGAUAUUAAGGACAUCCUAAUGGUAUGCUGGGCGUACCGCGCGAGCGAGAGAGCCGAUUUCCCGCGGCUACUGACUACCCUCCAGAAGCUGCCCCGCAAGCGCCUAGCGCGCUCUCCCUCCCACCCGGUGCAUCUAUCUCGCUCUGCCGACUCCGUGCUCUGAGCCCGCGCUAAGGCGUGCCGGAAGCCUAAACAAACCAGUGCGAAUGUACCCGUGGAGUGUGCCUAAGCGGGAAUAUCUGUGCUUCGGAUUUGGAACGUAUUCGAAGUUCGAAUAGUGAAGUGUGCCAGUUAAAAUUCCAGUGUUGCCAGUGGGAAAAUCCAGUGGUUUAUCUAGACGCGAGGAUCGUAGGCGGUUCGUGUGGGAAAGCCGGUUGAAAAUAGGUAUGCAGUUUGUACAGGAAAUGAGGCGACUACCUGGCGAAUGAUUGAUAUCUGCUAUAUGAUCUGUCAAACAUAAUUGGUGAUAACCAGGAGUUUGAAAUUAUAAUAAUAAAAAGCAAUACCAGCUGCAUCGUCCACCAGUGUCAUCCAAUCCCUGACGACAUAAUACCUGAGCGUCGCGUAGUUGGCUAUCUGACAACACUGACAAGCAAAUACACACUGCAAAUGCACGCUGGACCGGAAAGCGCAAUAAAGUGGAGAAGUCGUAACAAGUGGCCCGGUUUUCGUAAAUUUCAUUGGUCUGUCUGAUCACCCAUAAAAUAACCCAUUUUUUAGACAUGUCCCUAAAAACCAUAGACAAAUGUUGCUUUAUAAAUAGAUUGAUUUUCCAUCAGCCUGUUAGAUGAGUAUUACUCGGUCCUAUUUUUUAAACUAUCAAAAAGUUUGCGACCAAAUUCAUUUACAAAAAAUGUCAUGAGAGACUCAGAACUGUCUCGUCUACCUAACUAGUGUCUAUGGUCAGACGUGCUUAGUUUUCGUCUAUGCGAUCGUCAUUUUAACGUUCAACGCCGAACGUCGCUCUUACUUCGAGUUGCAUUGAAAUGUGUUACUAUAAUAAAGUUAUAGUUACAUAAAUUUCAAUAUUUUUGCGCUAUAAACAACAUGGGAAGGCAAUGUUGCCAGUUAUUUUCAUUAGUUCCCAGUUUUUUUCGUAGUCUAUAAAAAAUUCAGAGCUGGCAAUCUUGACAUCCCAUUUUGUGCAAUAAUUAAUUUAAUAAAUCUUAUUGUUAUAUUUUAAUUAAUAUAGCAAACGGGUAAUCGCUACUUAGUAAAACAAUUAUAAAUACAAAAAAAAUGUAAUUAUGUUCAUAUUAUAAAAUUAUGUAGAAAUAUCGACUAUUGUAAGUAAAAUCUUGAUCUCCGAUUAAUCGAUAGAUUAAAUUAUAUUUUCGUAUUUUUAAAAUGUGAAAAGUUGACUGCUUUGUUGAUAAUGUAAAUUUUGUACAGUGUUACGGAUUUUGCUGUGAUUGGUAGCCUUGGGUGCACUGAGCUUUGGGAAGUGUAUAUAAUCAGGUGAACAUAACAUGCUCUUGUAGUCAAUAAAAACUAUUUUUACAUAAUAAACUCUUGCAAUUACUUUGUAUAGUGUACAGAGGUCAGUGCAUACCAAGUUGUGAGAAAAGAUGUCACAUUAGGAUAAGAGUUGACUUUUUAAUACCUACUACAGAUUAUACUUCACUCCGAAAGCAUCGAUUUUGAUCACAAACAAAAUUCAGCUUAAUAACAGCGUUGAAUUCAAAUAAUUUUACUUUGGAGUAAUUUGUAAAUAAUAUAAGAACAUUCCUCUCUGUAGGUUGUUGAAGUUUUAAAACUUGAUAGUUACUAUUUCGAACUAAGUACAUUUGUUUGUAUAAUAUUUUAAAGAGUUACCACUUUCUAUAAUAUUUCUAAAGAGGC